AUGAGUCGGGGAAGCGGAGGAGGCUACGAUCGUCACAUAACGAUCUUCUCUCCCGAAGGUCGUCUCUUUCAAGUGGAGUACGCUUUCAAGGCCGUUAAGGCUGCCGGAAUCACCUCCAUUGGUGACAAGCUUUUGGAUCAGACAAGUGUGACACAUUUGUUUCCCAUUACUAAGUAUCUUGGGCUACUGGCCACCGGAAUGACAGCUGAUGCAAGGACCUUGGUCCAACAGGCCAGGAAUGAAGCUGCUGAGUUUCGUUUUAAAUAUGGAUAUGAAAUGCCAGUUGACAUAUUGGCCAAAUGGUACGAUACCUUUAUUUCAUGUUGCUGCUGGGAACUUGGUGCAAGGAAAAUGCCUGACAUUUUGGCAAUGCUUCGUCUUCCCAUAUUUUAUGCCAAUUGCUUCUGUUUUUCAUGA
This is a messenger RNA of Fraxinus pennsylvanica, 417 nucleotides long. NCBI's taxonomy places the organism in Eukaryota, Viridiplantae, Streptophyta, Magnoliopsida, Lamiales, Oleaceae. The record is from the annotation of a GenBank genome assembly.